CAUCAAAAAGCAACAAAGCAAAAUGUCAUCACAAGCAGGACAGAUCCCCAAACAGCUUUCGCCCGAGGACCAACAAAAAAAACGGCAGCAACAAAUGCAUGCUAUUGCGAUGGCGCAAAAGCAGGCUACGAUGCGGCAACAAACUGCACAGCAGAUGGGAGCCGGGAGUCAGAUGGGAUACCAGCAGAUGGGAAUGGGCCAACCUUACGACGACAUUCCCGCCGAUGAUCCAAGCGACAUACAUAUUCUCACUGGACGAGGAGUCAGCGUACCAGACUUUCUCAAAUUUCUGUGUGCCUGCCGAGAGGGUGACUUAUCUAAUGUCGAGUCAAUUGUUGCCUCUCAAACCCGCUCGCCACUCUUCCUUCACCAUGGCUUGCUUGACGCCAUGAAAAACGGCAAAGUCGAAAUUGUACGCUAUCUCCUCCAGUCUGGAACACCGAUUUCGCGAAAAACCCCAGAAAUUAUCCUCAGGGCCCCAGCAGAUCAACAAGUUGCCUUAUUUCAGCUCCUUACAGAACACGGUUGGACAGUCAAUACACCAGAGCGCCUCCUCCCAAGGCUCAUUCAGACAAACAACGAACCACUGCUUGAUUGGUUUCUGGAGCAUGGUGCAGAUCCCAACCUUGGCGGGCCUGAAGCAGAUCCAGACCAAGCUCUCAGACUCGCAGCCUCACAGGGGACCGUUGGAUUAGUGCAGAAGCUUCUUAAUGGCGGAGCCAAGAUGACCAGCAAGGGAUUGGGAUUAUUCUAUGCUGCAGGUGCUUGUCCUGCCGGCUCUAUUCCCCAUGCAGGACUCGUUCAACCCAGCGCUGAGUUUGACAAGUCCAGAAUACCCGUUAUGGCACUGUUAGUAGACAAUGGCGCUGGUGUAAAUGACAAACUUGAGACACAGCACAUGACAGCGCAAUACCCGAUCGUAAAUGCAGUCAUGGCCGGUGCUGUUGAGAGGGUCAAGUGGCUUUUGAGCCAGGGCGCAGAUCCUGAUCUGAAGGGGCAGUACGGGAGCGCCAGAGACUACGCCAAGUUUAGGUCGAGCGAUGAAAUGAAACAGGUGCUAGGAGUGAGCGGUACAUAGGACCCCAUAAGGAUCGGGAUUUAAAUUACAAGGUGGAUCUACUUUAUGUCGAUUGAUUGAAAACCUGCCCAUGCAUGCAUGAAUCUGCUGACAGGAUUGAGGAUCCGCUGAUUGCAAUCUUGCGUUAUUGCGCAGCCCAAGAGUCGGCCUUGAUCUGUUAAAAUUAGCAAGGAUAGUGCAGGGAUGGGACGGAUGGC
This is a messenger RNA of Fusarium oxysporum Fo47, 1275 nucleotides long. RefSeq names its product ankyrin repeat-containing domain protein. Lineage: Eukaryota; Fungi; Ascomycota; Sordariomycetes; Hypocreales; Nectriaceae. Gene Ontology annotation, molecular function: protein binding. The record is from RefSeq and is a predicted model, not a curated record. The transcript has a single exon. Gene Ontology annotation, cellular component: nucleus; cytoplasm. Bases 95 to 1078 code for a protein of 327 amino acids.